GUGGCAUCCGCCCAGGGUCUUUCGUGCUGCUGAGGUACGCGGGGGACACGACGUGGCACACAAGGCUGUUGAUACGGGAGGUGGAUUCGGAGACGAAGUGGUCGUUCAUCCUAACCCCGGACGAAGACUUGUACGUCGAGCGCCUGGAGGCGUCUGAUGAUGGGGACAUCUGCGCGGUGCGCGUGUGCGCUGCUGGCGGUACGACCCCGAUUGGAGUGCACCUUAGCAAGAUGUGCGGCUUCGACCCCCCUCCGGUCGAGGCGGACCUCGAGGGGCUGGUGUCCGAGACGGAGCCUUUGGUGGACAGCGAGCGCGGCCUGCUGGGCUUGCCGCCGCUGCCGUCCCCGCCGACGGGGGCGCUGGUGGCGCCCGCAGGUGGCACCGCCACGCCUCUGCUCGACCUGGGGGCCCUGCCAGGGCCCAGGCUUUCGACGCCGCCCGGCACCGUCUGGGUCUUCGCGGAGUCCGCCUACGGCCGCGAGAAGGGUGGACGCGCAGCUCUCAACGACACGGCCGUGGCCUCGGGUGACAGAAGGGCGCUGGAGCUGGAGCCAGGCGCCUCGAUCGCCAUUGCGCGCGUCGAGAUCGGCCGUGAGGAGGAGUUCAGAAAGGAACACACGACGAAUGAGAUGAGCAUGCUUGACACCGAGACGGAUGCCAGGGUCAUGCGGGUGAAGUACGCUGGAGGCUCGGGCAAACGGCACCGAGACUGGAAGGAGGUCCAGGACGGCAUCACAGAGGUGCCGCUGGUCGACCUGCCGAUCGAGGGGCCUCGGACGAGCAGCUGGUGCGUGCCGUUCCUCGGACGUGGUGCGCACGGCGGCACCCCCCUAGACCACCACAGGUGGUGGCGUCACGCUGCAAAGCUGAACGCCGGCGACUGGGGGGUCGCGGAGCACGAGUCGGUCAUGAAAGUACAGGCCCACGCAGGGUCGUAUGACCAGCUCGACCUCGCCAGCCUCGCCUGCAUCGAACACCUGUGCAGGCGCGCCCAGCUCAUCGAGUACUAUUACCGCGAGAAGACCAGGGACGCGGACCGCAACGCCCUCGGCAAGAACGCGCUGCCCUUCGACGAGCAGAAGAUGUUCAUGGAGCACGUGUCCAGGGAGCUGGAGAGGGGGGCCGCCAUCGCGAAGCAGGCGCGCAAGGCCCGCGCGGAGCGGGAGCUGGCGCGGCGACUGGGCGUGGCGCUGGGCGCGCGGGGCCUGACCACCCCCGUGCAGCUGUGCCGGUCAUCAGCCCUGGCGGUAGGGGGCGCCGCCCUCAUCGCCGGCGAGCUCGUGGCCAACAGGGUGAUUGACAUGGGUGAGCCGCCGAAGGGCCUCUCUUCUUCCGCCGCCUUCAACGAGGUGGUGAAGUCCGCCGACUACCACGGUGAGCGUGUGGACGUUGCUGCUAUCGAUCAUUGCCUCCUGUCUCUUCUUCCGGAGGGUCAUCGGCCUGUCCCACUGGCUGAACUCCCGGGGAAUGGGGGCGUGCUGGAGAUCGAGCGUUUUUGUAUGGAGCUUGUCUGGCCAAGUGAAGUUGCGGCCGAGAUCAAGGCUUCGCUCAACUUGAGGCGGCCCCACAUGGACCGCGGGCUCGCGCAGCGACCGCGCCUCUGCGCCAACCUCGUGGAGGCUUUGUUCAAGCGCGAGCUCAUCGACUUUGGCGCAGACGAGACGCCUCUGCCCACGGGGGCCGCCUUCUCGGAGAUCGGCCUCGAGGGCGAGGCCGAGGCGUGGUUCGCCGCGUUGGACCUGAAGGAUGCCUUCUACUACAUCGAGCUGCCCAGGCAGCUGCGCUGCUACUUCGGCCGGCCGAAGGUGUCCGUGAAGAAUCUGAACUUUCCGACGGACGUGCUCAGCCUGGCCGUGGACGGGUUCCUCCAGCCGAGGUUCGCCGCGAUGCCGAUGGGGUGGACGCACGCGCUCUACUGGGCGCAGCUCGCCCACUGUCGCAUCCUGACGCGGGCCUUCCCGGACUUCGACGUGGAGGGCUUCUUGACCGACAACAGGGCCGCCAACCUGCUGGUGGCCCGGGCAGCAGGUGCCUUCCGCGCGGCAGGGCUGCAGCCUCACGAGGAGGUCGCCGCUACCCAGGAGCUGGAGCUGCUCGGCUGGCAGCUGCGUGGAGGCAAGCAGGCUGGCGUUCAGGCCACAGACCGCCGCCGCUGGCGCCUGCGGCUGGCGCUGGAGCACGCGCUGACGCGGAACAAGUUCUCGGGUCAUGAGCUUCCGCAGCUCGUAGGCCAUUUCACUUUUUGUGCGCUAGUGCAGCGGCCGGCCCUCUCUUGCAUGAAUGCCGUCUAUUCCUUUUCUCAGAAAUUCCCAACUGAGUUCCACAAAGUGUGGCCGUCGGUGCGCCGGGAGCUGCGAUGGGCACGGGAUCUUCUGGCACUGCAGGUCAGGCCCUGGCGCCGCGAAUGGUCGAGCUGCGUCACUUGCACCGACGCCUCCGAGACAGGGCGAGGAGUGGUCGAUGCCCACCUCCCCGCCUCCGUCGUCAGAGAGCACGGGAAGUGGAAUGAGAGAUGGAGGUUCAAGAACGGAGGCGAGCGGGUCAGCGUUCGUGAAGCAGUAGGUUUUGCUUGUCCAGAUGCCUCGCCGCCAGAGCAGGAGAAAUGCGAAGCACCCCCUCCGUUGCAUGGCGCGGAGCCCCCGCCUUCGUCGCCUCGUACCUCGCCCUCACCUACGACCCCCAAGGGCUCCAAGCUGGACCGUCCGGAGAUCCUUGAGUUUCUCGAGCUAUUCGCCGAGAACGACAUGCAGGGGCCCGAGGACCAGUCGAAGCGGACGCACCGUCCCGGCUGGCCUGCGCUGACCGCCGCGACGAUGGUGAGGACCGCCUUCCAGAAAGAGUCGAAGGUGCUGGACAGGAAGUGGUCGCGCGUUGGUGCUCUGCCUGGGCGGGCGACUGCGGGCCUCAGCCGCGGCUCCGACCAGGGGGGCCUGCGCGCUUGGCGGCCCGCCAGCGGAAGCACAGUGUCCGCGCCAGCGUGCGAGGACCAGCUGCCCCGAGCUACGAGCGCCUUGAAGGGCGCCAGGAGGGGUGUGGGGCAAAGGCGCCCCGUCGUGAGGAUGGGCCGCACAGCCGCGCUGCGCCUGGCGGCCCGCGGAGACGAGAGAGGGGCCCGCAGGGUGGUCCUGGAGAUGCACGCCGUGGCGCCCAGCUCCAGGCUCCAGUGCUCCAAGAUGUGGGAGAGCCUCCAGGACUGGGCGGAGUGCCAUAUGCUGCCGCUCAGCCCGCCCAGCGCCUUCGACGCGACGCUGGCCGAGUACCUGGAGUGCCCGUACUUCGAGGGCCACGACGCGGGGGCGGGGGCGCAGGUGAUCACUGCGGUCGGCUUCUUCGUGCCGGAGGUGGCGACCGCCAUCGUGGUCGCCAUGUGUGCCCGCGGGGAGCGGAGAGCCGCUGCAGGGGCGCUGCUGGCGACCACCUGCUACCUGCGGCCCGGGGGGCUGGCCGCCGUGAAGCUUGCGGACCUGCUCCCGCCGGGGGCUUUCGCGGGCGAGGGCCGCGUUCACUGGGUGCUCCAGCUGAACAGGUUCGAGGAGGGGGAGCCGUUCAAGACGGGGCGCUUCGACGACUCGAUCGUGCUCGACGACCCGAGGUGCGCCGCUGUGCAG
This is a messenger RNA of Prorocentrum cordatum, 3608 nucleotides long. NCBI's taxonomy places the organism in Eukaryota, Dinophyceae, Prorocentrales, Prorocentraceae. The record is from the annotation of a GenBank genome assembly.